Molecule: messenger RNA, 1241 nt
Organism: Conger conger (European conger)
Lineage: Eukaryota; Metazoa; Chordata; Actinopteri; Anguilliformes; Congridae
Gene: ssr4
Product: signal sequence receptor, delta
Exons: 6
Coding region: 151-654 (167 amino acids)
Cellular component (GO): endomembrane system; endoplasmic reticulum; membrane
Source: RefSeq, a predicted model, not a curated record
UCCCAGACUUCAUUGCGCACGGAGAGCUGAGGUGGCCCUUUUCGAACGAAAGACGGAAGCGUACAGUAGUAGUAUUCCGGCGUCCAGUGAAGAAAGUAGUAAUUUGCUGUAAUUGAUAAGUGAAAAACAAAUUUUGCAGCAAAUAAUAAGAUGAUGCGCGUCGUUGCAUUUCUCUUUCUUUGUGUCGGCCUUUGUGCAGCGGACAGCUGUACAGAUCCCGUCAUCACACCCUCUUCCUACACCACCACUGAUGCUGUCAUCGCCUCCGAGUCUGUGUUCAUUGUGGAGCUCAGCCUAGCCUGUGCUAACGGCGCCCAGAGUGUGGCUUUGUAUGCGGACGUCAAUGGGAAACAGUUUCCUGUGACAAGAGGCCAGGACGUGGGGAAGUACCAGGUGUCCUGGAGUGUCCCCCACAAGCAGGCCAGUUCUGGAACAUACCAGGUCAAGUUCUUUGAUGAGGAGUCUUACAGCGCUCUUCGCAAGGCCCAAAGGAACAAUGAGGAUGUGGACUCCAUCAAGCCUCUCUUCUCUGUCAAUGUGGAUCACAGGGGUGCUUGGAAUGGUCCCUGGGUCUCCACGGAGGUUCUGGCUGCGGCCAUCGGCAUCCUGGUCUACUACCUCGCCUUCAGCACCAAGAGCACCAUCCAGGCGUGACGGCGAUGAGCACAGUCCCAGACGCCCACACGGGCCGCCCCCCUGACUGCAGUGACCAGCUCGGACAGACCCAGACGCCCACCGUACAUGCCUGUGUGAAACGCACCCCGACCACAACCUGACCAGCUCAUACAAAUCCACACACAUUUUCAGCAAGCAAUUGAAAGCCUGCUCUUAUACAGCAAUGGCAUACAGAAAAAAAUCACUCUAUUGCCAGCCCUGCUGUUCUACCCUUCAGUGUGAAGAGACAUCCUUGCCAGGCUUUUCUUGGAGUCAAACUUAAGCCAGGGGUUUAAGCUGCUGCUUCAGACAACUAAGACCUAUUGAAACUGGAGUAGAUGUUCCUUCGUUCCAUAGCCUUGUCGUCAGAAGUCCAGGUCUACACUCCUGCUGAAGUGGCCCACUGAUUGGGGAUACAUCAACGACUAAUGCCACUUUUAAGCAUUAAGAUGUUGGGGAGAGUGUGCCAGCCUCCACAAUGGCACUGAUAUUUAAAAGUAUUUUGGGUUUUUGCCCCUCCCAAUUACACUGCAGUCUAUUUAUCCUGAAUCACGCACCAAGCUGGAGAGAAGAGGACUGGAAGAGGG